CGAGUGAUAGAGGGAGCGAGCAAAAGAGAAGUACUGACUGCAUACCAGGGAGGCAAAGGACCGGCAGCAUCUUCUGAGAGGGAUAAAAAAGGGGGCCUAAAGUAUACAUCUGCUGCAGUGAGGAUAACGCAUUGUGACAGGAUGACGUUGGCAGCGUACAGAGAGAAGAUUAAGGAACUACCCCUGGUGUCCCUACUGUGUUCCUGCCUGAACUCGCAAGUGUCGGACAAGACUAUCUACAAGGCAGAGGAUGCGGUGGACCUGAACUGGUGCGUGAUCAAAGACGUGGAGGUGAUUGAGCUGAACAAGCGCACGUCUGGCCAGGCCUUCGAGGUGAUCCUGAAGCCCCCCUCCUUCGACGGCGGCGUGCCCGAGUUCAACUCCUCCAUGCCCCAGCGCAAGGACCCCUCCCUGCAGGAGAUCCAGAAGAAGCUGGAGGCAGCCGAGGAGCGGAGGAAGUGCCAAGAGGCGGAGCUGCUGAAGCACCUUGCGGAGAAGCGGGAGCACGAGCGUGAGGUCAUCCAGAAGGCCUUCGAGGAGAACAACAACUUCAUCAAGAUGGCCAAAGAGAGACUGGAGCAGAAGAUGGAGACCAACAAGGAGAACCGCGAGGCCCUGCUGGCCGCCAUGCUGGAGAGGCUGCAGGAGAAGGACAAGCAUGCAGAGGAAGUGCGUAAGAACAAGGAACUGAAAGAAGAGGCCUGCCGGUAGACAACAUAAACAACAAACAACCACAACAACAACAAAAGACUGCUGUUUCUAGUCAAGGAAGAGGAGAACACAAAGAGACAAAAUGGAGGAGAGGACAGAAGAAGAACAACAACAACAACAACCAACAUCAUGAAAAAAAACAACAAAACUGAACAAGACUCUUAAUGGUAACAUCUCAAAGGUGGGGGAGAAAGGGGAAAGACGAAGAGAGUCGGUCAAUAUCCAGCUUUCAUAAACUGUGGCAGCCACAACCUUGUCUAUAGAAACAGCAAACCCAAACUCCCAAAAAAAAGUGUAUGUUGAAAAAAAAAAUCUAUGUUGAGAGAAGUCGACAUGUGUACGCGGCUGGCAGCCCCAUUGUGCAUCAUUGAUUGCGUUUGGUGGUUGGUGUGAGAUAAUAUAUGGACAGAUUCAGGGCUUUAAAUUAACACCAGCGUACCGGCCAAAUGCUGGUGAAAUUUGAGUUUCGCUGGCAAA
Messenger RNA from Engraulis encrasicolus (European anchovy), 1188 nucleotides. RefSeq names its product stathmin-like 4 (gene stmn4). Bases 142 to 711 code for a protein of 189 amino acids. Gene Ontology annotation, biological process: neuron projection development; microtubule depolymerization; regulation of microtubule polymerization or depolymerization. NCBI's taxonomy places the organism in Eukaryota, Metazoa, Chordata, Actinopteri, Clupeiformes, Engraulidae. Gene Ontology annotation, molecular function: tubulin binding. The record is from RefSeq and is a predicted model, not a curated record. Gene Ontology annotation, cellular component: neuron projection; cytoplasm. The transcript is spliced from 6 exons.